UUUUAUAAAAGAAAUGCAUUUCUUGUGAUGUGAAAAAGGAAAAGUGCAGUGUUUGAACUUUGAAGGGUUGUCUCCACCAAAACACAGAGAGAACACAACACAACACAACACAACACAACACAUAGAAGAAGCAACACUUCCCUCACUCAUUCAUUCACCUAUUAGGGUUUCCCAAUUCCCAAUUCCAAUGGCGGAGGUCAUCAACGCUCCCCCGGAUUCACUCGACAAAUCCCCACCACCAUCCCCAUCCUCCGCCUCAGCUCCCCCACCUCCUCCUCCUCCUCCGCCGUCGCUACCUCCUCCCUCCGAUUCCGAUCUCCCUCCACCACCUGCCCGCAGGAGGGACAGGCGGGACGACCGGGAUUUCGAUCGUCCACCUAACCGCCGCGAUUACUACGACCGCAGCAACAACUCCCCCCCCGCCCAAAGACCGGGACAGGGACUUCAAGUACCUCCUUCCCAACGCGACCGCGACCGCCGUCACUCCCCUCCUCCCCCCUACAAGCGUUCCAGGAGAGGUAGUCCCCGCGGUGGUUACCGUUACGGUCCCGAUGACAGCGGAUUUGGAUAUGAUAAUUCUGGCGGUUAUGAACGGGGAGUGGGUGGAAGGGUUGGUUAUGUCGAUGACAAGUCUUCUGGCCGAUUUGGACAUCGUUCUGCUGGGGGACAUCAAAAUGGGAUUUCUGAUGUGGAAUCCAAUCGUGGUUAUGCAGACUUGCCAAGUGGCAGUGCACAAAGAGAAGGGUUGAUGUCCUAUAAGCAAUUCAUUCAGCAGCUUGAGGAUGAUAUACUGCCUGCUGAAGCAGAACGUAUCAAGAAUACAAGACGGAGUACAUUUCCACCCAAAAAAGAACCUAUUUUAAUUCUCAUAAGGAUGAAGAGUGGUUGAAAGAUAAAUAUCAUCCAACAAAUUUGCUUACAGUCAUUGAAAGAUGUCGACGCCUUACCUAGCCAUGAUGGACCUUCCAGUACCGACUAUCGUUGGUGAGUUCGUGAGUCCCGAUGGAUGGAGUGUAACAGUGACCGCUAGUGGGAUUCAGCUGUGAGGAGAUGGACCGGGAGUAGGACUGACAAAACCAUGACCAACCCUCUGCUAGAUGACCCUACACCUUAGAAGACUUUCUCCUCAGACCUUGGUUCUAACCUUUAUGUAUAAUAUGAAGUGAAGAUGUUAUCACUUGCUACUAUGGGUGGUUCCCUGUAUUAUAGCCCAAACCUUAUGAUGUAUAAUACUGAAUAAAUAAGCAAGUGAUGUAAUAUAAGUGUAUGUUUCUCAAACCAUGGCACUAUUCCUACUUAC
Molecule: messenger RNA, 1300 nt
Organism: Lotus japonicus
Lineage: Eukaryota; Viridiplantae; Streptophyta; Magnoliopsida; Fabales; Fabaceae
Product: serrate RNA effector molecule-like
Exons: 7
Coding region: 188-889 (233 amino acids)
Biological process (GO): mRNA processing; primary miRNA processing
Cellular component (GO): nuclear body
Source: RefSeq, a predicted model, not a curated record